AUGCCGCAAUGGCAGCGCGAGUACGAACGCGACUGGCGCGACGUCACGCGGCGGGAGAUCGCCCACCACUUUGGCGCGUACGCACUGCAGUGCGCUCCAUCAGUCACUCCAUCCGACGAGCAGCUCCUGCAGGACGUUCUGAUGGCCGCCGGCGUUGCCCACGUACCGCUAAGUCCGAGUCACUGGACAGCGACGCGUCCUCUCUGGUCGCCGUCACUUGUGGACGACGCGUCGUACGUCUUUAGCACUCCACCGCCUGUCGAUGAGAUUGACGAGUUCCCAGCGUUCAGCUCGGCGGACUUUCGAGCGCACGCGGCGUCGAAACGUCGCAAAAGCGCCUCGCAGCGACUGCAGCUGCGAUUGGCUGACGUGUCGCCUCUUGUUGGGAACACCAGGCGGUCGUCUAUGGAACGUGCAGCAACGAUUUCGCCUCUUGCAGCAGUGACGUCGCCCUGGACGUCGGGACAGUGGUCGACGGCUGGAAAGACGCGACAAAAGACGCGUCGAGUGUCGCUCGAGUCGAGUUUUCGGGACAAGGAGUUGGAUCUGUCCAUGCAUUCGAUGCACCUGAGUGACGAAGAAGGAUGUGGUGAUGAUGAAGUUGAUGGCGUUUGUGUUGAGGACGAAGGGAGCGUAGAGGCUACACAGGUGAUCGAAGUGCUGGUAGAUGAUGAUAAUGAGGAAAAGGGUGUGGCGAUGCCGGGACGGGACGGCGACAAAGAGGUCGAGCGAGUGCAAAAGGUCAGGGGUGUUGAUGUGGACGUUGAUGCAGGCGACUUAAGUGCCUCUCGAUGGCUCGAACUUUGCAAGUACAACGAAGAUAAAGAUAUGGUACAAAAGGAUGUCGAGGAAAAGAACAAGCAAGUUUAUGCCAACGCUGUGGUUGAGGAACGAGACGGAAACACCGACGCACCGUUUGAUGUUAGCAGUCAAGGUGAUUUAGUGGCGUCAGGAGAGUUGGUCGAGGAGCCAGUCUGGCAUGCAGAAGCUGACAUUGAGUUUGGAACGGGCGAUGAGUACGACAACGACUCCCAACGAUUUGCAAAUGGAGUACGAGAUGCAGAGAUGCGUCAACUAUCACAACGCACAGUUAAAGGUCUGUCGUAUACCGUCGAUGCACUUCAGACUGUUGCAGAGCCAGAACGAGAAGAUACCUGUGACCGAGUUAGGCAGCAAGACAUAGCUGCGACGUCAAAACCAGUCGAUAGUCCCAGUUCAACGAAAAACAUGUGUGCAGCACGGCAACAUGAUCCUGUGCUGACAGGUCAGUCAACUAGCGCUUUAUCGGAAGAUUCGGUGACGAAAAAAGCAGUGUAUGUAUCCACCACUGCGCCGUCGGCAAGUGAAGGGUCGUGCACAACAACUACAGCUUUGUCGACUGAUCAAAGCCCUACUGCGUUGCCUCUGGCGUCAUUGGGGAACGAUACAGCGCCUGCGACGUCUUCAGCUUUGCCAGCGACAAGAGCUUUACACACACCCGCUGUCCGCUCGUCGGCAAAUGAAGCAGCACAACGUUCCUCGACUACCACUCCAGCACUUCGUAGAUCGGUGGUAUCGCGAAAGCGUGCAACUCGAGGUGCGCUGCUGCACACGAAGCUGCCGCUACAGAUGGAAUACCGCUUUGCUAGCGACCGGCGUCGGCGCCACAAACGCCGAAAAUCAUCAGCGAUGAUGCCAGGCGUGUUCCCAUUCGUUGUGCCGGAACUUGCGAUUGAACUGAAGUCGUAUCAAAAGGAGGCGCUACGAUGGAUGCUGGAAAGAGAGCAGGAACCUGGUGAUACCAUCACCGUCGAUCGUCAACAGCACGGUGCAACAACAGCUGUCGACGCUUUAGUAGCGAAGGUGCGCGGUGGGAUAUUGGCGGAUGAAAUGGGUCUUGGCAAGACGGUAUGCUGUCUUGCUCUCAUAUGUGCAUCGUUGCGCCAGGCUCGAACGGCAGAUGCGCAGUCGAGCAAUGAGACUGGUAGCACUGUGCCCCGGAUCACUCCUCCGACGCUUAUUGUAACGCCAUUGUCUAUCUUGUCACAGUGGGAACAAGAGAUCCGAGCGAAGACGAAUUUGAGUGUGGUGACAUACCAAGGUGCUGCGCGCAAGAACUUUCGCUCGUCCACGCAGUUCAUGGGAACCGACAUUGUCCUGUCAACAUACGACACCCUUCGGCUUUCGGAGUGUAAAGUACGCGGCAAAGGCAGUGAAGGUAGUGGACGCAAUGGCUGCGGUGCCGAGGAUGGAUGGCACCAAGCACCACGUCUUGUUCCACGGCUCCAGAAAUCUGUAGCAACCUCGAGACUGCACCAAUUGGAAUGGUUUCGAGUCAUUCUAGAUGAAAGCCAUCUGAUUGCCAACGCAGGAUGUGGACGAGCGCGAGCUGCAUUCACACUCAACGGUCGGCGUCGUUGGUGCGUGACUGGAACGCCAAUACAAAAUCGAACGGCGGAUCUAGCGGCGCUGCUGCAAUUUGUUGGACUUGGUGCACGGGCCCAUGCUCUCUCAGAGCGAGAACUUGGAUUGAUGGUACCUCGUGUUGUUUUGCGUCGACUGAAGUCCACGGUGGAUAUGUGGUCAAAAGCUCCUAUCCUGGAGCUACCAGGAAAGUCUGAGACGACGAUCGAGCUCGACUUUGCCUCAGAUAUUGAGCGUGCGUUGUACAUGCUGUUGUAUCGCUCCACGAAACGGCAAGUGCUGCGGUAUCUGCAGUCAAAGGAGGCGAAACAAAAAACUCGUCAAGCUUCUUGUACAGGUCCAGCCAACAUCGACAAGGAACGACCUUUGUUUAUGCACGUGUUUGAGCUCAUCUUGCGGCUGCGGCAAGUGUGCAAUUCCUGUGCUCUGGUGACCGCAGACCCAUGGACCGACGUUCGAAUGCGAGUAGAAAAGCUAGCUGGAAACGAAGGACCCGAUGGCAUGUCUUCGUUCUCACAUGCAGAUGCUGAAUUGCUCAAACGAUUUCAAAAGCAGCGCUCAGGUGCGAAUGGUGAUUUCGGACACGGUUCUUUGGAAUCUACAAAACUGACAGCAUUGAUAAAGGAGCUGAAGCGGGUACGAGCUAAUCGAGAGCGAGCGUUGGUGAUUUCGCAGUGGACAAGUUUUCUCGACAUAAUAGGCGAACGCUUGGAUGUCCACAACGCGGAGUGCGAGACCCGAUACUUUGGCGAUGCGCAAGAAGCUGACCAUGAGGCUAUCACGUUCGCCAAACUAGAUGGCAGGAUGUCCGCCAAGGAUCGAGAGCAAGUGGUGCGGAAUUUCCAGCAACAGGAAGACAGUUUCGACGGAGGAUCAAGUAUUGGUCCACCGCUUGACGUGCUCUUGCUGUCGUUGCGUACUGGUGGUCUUGGAUUGAACCUCACGGCUGCAGCACACGUUUUCAUCAUGGAACCUAGCUGGAACCCGAGUCUUGAGCACCAAGCCAUCGAUCGCGCCCACCGUUUCGGCCAGACAAAGCAGGUGCGCGUUAUUCGCUUUGUCGUCAAAGGCUCCAUUGAAGAGCGUGUCAUGGCGUUGCAAACAAAGAAGUGUCAGCUCACGGCUGCUUUCUUGGGUGAUGGCGAAACUGCCUCCAGCGCCAAACCGAACGGCAGGCUGUGCAAGACAAGACUGUCGACGAGAGAUAUCCGCACACUCUUCUUGACGCAGCAGGAACAAGUUGAAGUGGUAGAUCUGCACCAUCUCGACGGCAUCCGUGGUCACGCACGCGAUGACGAGGCCGAAAGCAGCGACAGAAGCGUGACAUGCAUCGAGAUCAGUGACUGA
Messenger RNA from Hyaloperonospora brassicae, 3750 nucleotides. Lineage: Eukaryota; Oomycota; Peronosporomycetes; Peronosporales; Peronosporaceae. The record is from the annotation of a GenBank genome assembly.